AAGGGAAACGAAAGCAAUGAAGUGUGUGGAUUGCGAGCUAUUGCAGAACUCUGUUCUCAGGAUCCAUUAUUUUAACAUUUGGGAGAAACACAUCCGAAAGGUGCACCAUUGACCGAGGAGGCCGGGAGAAUCUGAAGACUCCGAUGACAUCAGAGCCAGUUUUCAGCAACCUUCUCAGCUUCCUUUCCCACAUAGCAGAGGCUCAGCCCGGAGACAGACGAUACUGACAUGUACAUUUGGUGAGCAACAAACGAUGAAGAAAGACCAACAGUAUAGUCCCUGAGAAGGGCUGCCUGCGUGCCACUACAUACCUCUGUGUUAAGGGCGGAGUUCCGGCUGCUCCUUGCCUAGCUGCUGAUGAGUGCUGGGGUCUGCAUUGCUGGCUGCCUGCCUCUUGCCUGUCACUGCCAGACGACAUCCCGGUCAGAAUGUAACUGCACAUCCCUCCCUGAUCGCUAGUGAAGGUGACCGACUGAUAUUGACUUCCUGAAGUUGGGUCUUACCAGGUGAAACAAAGCAUCUUCAAAGUGAAUAGAAGCCACGCCCCUGUGAACACUUGUAUUGAACAUGACUCAUGGAGAAGAGCUUGGCUCUGAUGUGCAUCAGGAUUCUAUUGUUUUAACUUACCUAGAAGGAUUACUAAUGCAUCAGGCAGCCGGGGGAUCAGGUACUGCCCUUGACAAAAAGUCUGCCGGCCACAACGAAGAAGACCAGAACUUUAACCUUUCUGGCGGUGCCUUCCCCUCCUGUCAAAGCAAUGGUCCCACGCUCAAUACACACACAUACCAGGGAUCCGGCAUGCUGCAUCUCAAAAAAGCCAGACUGCUGCAGUCUUCUGAGGACUGGAACGCGGCAAAGCGGAAGAGGCUGUCUGAUUCCAUCGUGAAUUUAAACGUGAAGAAGGAAGCUUUGCUGGCUGGCAUGGUUGAGAAUGUGCCUAAAGGCAAGCAGGAUAGCACGCUACUGGCCUCUUUGCUGCAGUCAUUCAGCUCCAGGCUCCAGACUGUUGCUCUGUCACAGCAAAUUAGACAGAGCCUCAAAGAGCAAGGAUAUGCCCUCAGCCACGAUUCCUUAAAAGUGGAAAAGGAUUUAAGGUGCUACGGGGUGGCCUCAAGUCACUUAAAAACGCUGCUGAAGAAAAGUAAAACCAAGGAGCAAAAGUCAGGUCCCACCCCCCCUGAUGUGACUAAAAACCUCAUCAGAGACAGCUUUGCGGAGUCACCUCAUCAUGUCGGACAAAGUGGGGCAAAGGUCAUGAGUGAACCUUUGUCAUGUGCAGCGAGAUUACAGGCUGUUGCCAGCAUGGUGGAAAAAAGGGCUAGUCCUGCCACCUCCCCCAAGCCUAGUGUUGCCUGCAGCCAGUUAGCGCUGCUCCUUUCGAGCGAAGCUCACCUGCAGCAGUACUCGCGGGAGCAUGCUCUAAAAACCCAGAAUGCACACCAAGCAGCAAGCGAAAGGCUUGCUGCCAUGGCCAGAUUGCAAGAAAAUGGUCAGAAGGAUAUCAGCAGUUUCCAGCUCCCCAAAGGGGUGUCUGGCCAUCUCAAUGGACAGGCCAGAACCUCCUCAUCAAGCCGACCGGUGGCUAGCAAGAAUAACGCAACAUCAUUUCAGAAUCCAAUGGGUGUUGUUCCGUCUUCCCCCAAAAGCACGGGCUAUAAAACCCCGCUGGAAAAGAACAACAUAAAGCAAGCCGCUAAUAACAGUUUGCUCUUACACCUGCUCAAGAGCCAGACCAUACCCACGCCGAUGAACGGGCACAGCCAGAGCGAGAGAGGCAGUCGUUUCGAGGAGAGCAGCACACCCACGACAAUGGACGAGUACUCUGAUAACAACCCUAGCUUCACAGAUGAGAGCAGCGGAGACGAAAGCUCCUACUCCAACUGCGUUCCCAUAGACUUGUCCUGCAAACACCGCAUUGAAAAGCCAGACGCCGACAGACCCGUGUCUCUUGAGAACCUCACUCAGUCCUUGCUAAACACCUGGGAUCCCAAGGUCCCUGGGGUGGAUAUCAAAGAAGAUCAAGAUACCUCAAAAAAUUCCAAGCUGAAUUCACACCAGAAGGUCACUCUUCUUCAGCUGCUACUUGGCCAUAAAAGUGAAGAAAACGUUGAAAGGAAUGCCAGCCCUCAGGAAGUCCACUGUGAUGUGACUAAGUUCAAUCCGCAGAAUUACACAAGGACUUCUGUCAUUGAAAGCCCCAGUACAAACAGGACUACCCCUGUGAGUACUCCACCACUGCACACAGCCGCCAAAGCCGAGUCUCCCAUCAAUCUUUCGCAGCCCUCGCUGGUCAUCAAGUGGAAUUCCCCGCCAUAUGCCUGCAGUACCCCCACUUCAAAACUAACCAGUGCUGUGGCUGGCCACUUGAUGGACCUCACCCAAAGCAAAGAAUCGCCCGCUGAGAAACCAGCCCCAAGUGAGAGUGCACAAAAUUCGACCACGUUCAGUGCCAGUAAACUGUUACAAAAUUUGGCCCAGUGUGGAAUGCAGUCUUCCAUGCCCGCGGAAGAUCUCAGACCCAGCAAACAGCUGCUAAGUGGAAACACAGACAAACCUCUUGGUGUGAUUGAUAGGUUAAAUAGCCCUCUGCUCUCAAAUAAAACAAAUGCAGUUGAAGAAAACAAAGCCUUCAGCAGUCAGCCAGUGGGACCUGAUCCGCCACUUCCUGGUUGUGAGAUAGAAAAUCUGCUGGAAAGACGCACGGUCCUCCAGCUGCUCCUGGGAAAUUCCAGCAAAGGGAAGAACGAAAGGAAAGAGAAAGUUGCUUUGCGUGACGAGGCUACUCAGGAGCAUCCGGAGAGAUCUGGAAGUGAACAAAUACUGAUGGUGAAAAUCAAAUCCGAGCCUUGUGAUGACGUCCAGCUUCACAGCGCAGGUGUGCAUUUAAACCACGAAGCUAAGAGCGCCGCCUUCUUCGGCGCCACUCCCACCAUGCGGAGGAGUACAGCUGCCUUACCAGUAUCCGAGGACUUGAAAUCGGAGCCCACCUCGCCUCAGGAUUUUUCUUUCUCCAAGAAUGGUCUGUUAAGUCGGUUGCUGAGACAGAAUCAAGAGAGUUACGCAGCAGAAGAUCAGGAGCGGAGUCACAGAAAUAGUGAGCCGACACCCCUGGAAUCGAAGAACUUCUGCAUGGUCCCCAAGAAAAGGAAGCUUUAUACGGAGCCGCUCGACAAUCCGUUUAAAAAAAUGAAAAAUAGUGCAGUAGAGACCGCCAGUAAUCACAGCGCCCCGGAAGUGCUCUAUGGGUCCUUGCUUAAUCAGGAAGAGCUGAAAGUUAGCCGAAAUGAUCUUGAGUAUAAGUACCCUGCUGGUCAUAGUUCAGCCAGUGAGAGUGAACACAGGAGUUGGGCCAGAGAGAGCAAAAGCUUCAAUGUUCUGAAACAGCUGCUUCUCUCAGAGAACUGUGUGCGCGAUUUGUCUCCGCACAGGAGUAACUCGGUCGGCGACAAUAAAAAGAAAGGACACAAAAACAGUGUGCCCAGUAGCAAACCCGAAUUCGGCAUUUCUUCUUUAAACGGACUGAUGUAUAGUUCCCCUCAGCCCAGCAGUUGUGUGGAUAAUAGGACAUUUUCAUAUCCGGGAGUGGUAAAAACUCCGCUGAGCCCUCCUUUCUCAGAGCACUUGGGCUGUGUGGGGUCCAGACCAGAACCUGGGCUUUUGAAUGGGUGUUCCAUGCCCAUGCCCAACGAGAAGGGACCCAUUAAGUGGGUCAUCACAGAUGUGGAUAAGAGUGAAUACGAGAAAGACUCCCCAAGACUGACCAAAACCAACCCCAUCCUCUAUUACAUGCUCCAGAAAGGAGGAAAUUCUGUUACCACUCGGGAAACACAGGACAAAGAACUCUGGAGGGGGCCUUCCUCUGCUGAGAGUGUCUCACAGGUUACAGUCAAAGAAGAGCUGCUUCCUGCAGCAGCAACUGACGGCUCCUUCUUCAAUCUAAGAAGCCCUUACAAUAGCCAUAUGGGAAAUAAUGCUUCCCGCCCACACAGUACAAAUGGAGAAGUUUAUGGGCUUCUGGGAAGCGUGCUCUCCAUAAAAAAAGAAUCAGAAUAACGCGUACCUGCCAUAUCACUUUGGAUCUUUUUAAAAUUAAUCAGUAUGAACUUGAGAUCUGUAUAAAUAAGAGCAUGAUUUGAGAAAAGCAUGGUAUAACUGAAACUUCUUCAUUUUGAGAGUAUUGGUUACUGGUGAUGUUUCAAUAUGCAUACUAAUUUUUGCUUAACAUUAGAUGUCCUGAGGAAGCUAUUGAGCUAGAAGUUGGUUGUUUACUGCUUCUGUAUGUGUCAGAUAACAGCUGUGAGUAGCCAAUGAAUGGAACUAUUUUAUAACCAUAAAUCUGAGGCAUACGUUAGAAUGCAAAACUCCAUCAACAGUGGAUUGAUGCAGUUUGCUUGCUCUCUUUAUUAGGGUACUUCAUUUCGCAUCUCAGAAGUCAGCCUACAUAGCGUGUUUUUAAAGUCCAAAUUGUUAACUAUCUGAAAGAUAAUCAAAUUAAGAGAAACACAGAAGCCUUGUGCUGAGUCACAUCUCCUCAGUCCAAAAGUUAGGAAAAGGAAUGCUUACAUUUUUCAAUUUUGCUAAACAAAAAUUCUUUUUAACUCUUGGAACAAGUUUUGAGAUUCCCAUUGUCUGCCCCACCCCAGACCUUUUCAAUAUGUAUUUCUUUGAACCUUGUACUAUUUAGUAAAAAUUGAUUACAAUUGAGGGGAGUUUAAUAGAUCCUUAACAAUAAAAGGCAGAUUUCCAUUUUUUUAUAUUUUGACUACUAAAUUAAUACCUCCUCCUUUUGCAAAUUUCAGGAAGGCAGUGUUCAUCCUCAGGCGGUUGCCUGAAUAAUUGACUACUUAGAAAUAGUUUUUAACAAAAGCAAAACAAAUUUUCUUCUGACAGUUUUCACCAUCUCUUGUGAGAGUUACUCCUCACCAUCCCUGUGGUACCUGGAAAUCUUAGGACCAGGAUUUCUUAAUCCUGGGCACAGAAACUGCAUUAGGACCAUCUGGAGCAGAUUGCUGGGCAGCAUCUCAGGUCUACAGAACAGGUUUUCUGCUGGACCUGGGAGGCUCCAGCCUGCAUCUUUAUAUGUUCUGUAUGUGUUUAAAAACCACGGCCUACAACUUUGCCGGAACAUGGAACUUUAAAGAAACUAUUUGAUGCCUAUAUUUUCCCCCAAUACAGUCACACAUCAACUCAAAAUUUGCAAUAUUGUAGUUCCUAUAUUGCUGUUAUAUCUUUGGAAAUCAGGUUCAGAAUACUUUUUAUGACAAAACAAAUCAGGUAGAGGGGACAAUUUUCCUAUCUGGGUCAACAUCUCAGGAAAAAUCUGUGAUUAUUUAUUUGUUCUAAUUAGUAACAUCGACUUAAUUAGCCUUAGGGAUGGAAUAACAGGGCCACUUAGCAAACUCAGGUGAUCCCAGGAUGGUUAGGAAACUUCUCCUGAAUACAUCCUUCCCUUCUCUUCAAACCAUCUUCUGCAGAACAGUGCUUAUGAAGAUAGCAGUUUAAACCCAAGGAAGACAUUAAACUCAGAUUGCCUGGAAAAAAAUCACAGGGCACUUUUCCAUGACAGAACCUACAUGGUCACUUCACGACACCAACUCAUUCUAGACGUAUUGAAAGUAAACACUGAUAGUGUCUUGGAAGAUCUUACUCUGUAAUUGAGCCACAUGGAAUUUCGACCCUAAAACAGGUUGGGUUUUGAGUUCAGUUUUACAGCCCACAAUUCACCUACCAGACAAUAUUUUCCCUUCGGUCUUGAACCAGGUUAGCAACCGACUUAAUCAAAAAAUUACUGUGUACUCUAUAAUUAAGUAGGAGGAAGUUUAUUUGAAGUUGUUGUAUGUACUUGAAGCUGUUUCUAAGGUUUUUUAUAUUGCAAAUGGACAUUAUUUCUUAAUUAUCUAAAAUUCUAAAUGCUUAUUUUUUUUCUCAAGAUGAUUUGUAAAUAGUUAAUGGAUAUGUUCUAUGGUAAUCGGAGUGUAUAUUAUGCUACACAGAGGGAGAGGAAAGCCUAUGCUUAUUCUGAUAUGAAAAAUUCCACUGGCCAGUGAAGAUACUUUACUCCAUGUCCAUACUGUGACAAUCUCAUUGUCUACACUAUAUAAAUAAGCUUUACACUAAGUCAUAUUUCUCGGUUAUUGUGAAAGGGCUAGGGCCUUAGAAAUCUGUUGUAGGAUGCUGGUGUUCAUCCUCAGUUGGAGGCAAUGGGCUUCUUACAAAGUGACGCAGCACUUCGGUCAGGGAACCGUCCAGAGCCACCAUUGCUUUGUUUUGUUUGUUUUUUGUAACACGAAGGCCGUUGUUGGAAUGGGAAUAUGUAAUGCAGAAAUAAAUAUGACCGUAAAGAAUACUGUUCUGACUUACUAGAGAAUACCCGCACAGUGAGGUUAGUGUAAUCUUAAUGAAGAGAAAGGGCAUACAUCGUCCAAUUUACUUUGUUUAUGCGUAUGUAGAUUCAAAUAUGCACACAUACACAUUUUCAAGGACUAUUUUCGAUAUCUAGGCAAUUUCUUCCUAAUAAAGUCAUUUGUGAAAGGGGACUGCAGCUCUCAUUGACAUCGGUAAGGUAGCACUACCUGUUUAUUCUCUGCACAUCUUACAGAGGGAUAAACUGGUGAGAAUAUAUAUUUUCUAUAUAUAUAUAUAAAAUGUGUAUAUAUAUAUAUUGACUUGUUAAAUGAAGAUGUUAAAAUUGGUUUUUAAAGGUAAUGUAAAUAGUGAUUUCCUUAAUGAAAAAAAUACAUAUUUUGUAUUGUUCUAAUGCAACAGAAAAACCUUUUAAUUUCUUUGGUUCCUGUAUAUUCCAUGUAUAAGUGUAAAUAUAAUCACACAGGUUUUAAAAAAUUGUGCAUGUAUGUAUACAGUUGCAAGUCUGGACAAAUGUAUAAAAUAAACUUUUAUUUAAGUUGUGAUUACCUGCUGCAUGAAAAGUGCAUGGGGAACCCUGUGCAUCUGUGCAUUUGGCAAAAAAAAUGUCUUACCAAGUCAGAUCAGAUGUUCAUCCCAACACGACAGUAUUCCAUUUCUGGACAUGACUUCUGUGGCUUACACUUUGUGAGAGAAUGUGCUUUCAAUCCAAGGGUCUUAAUUUAAAAAAAAAAAAUCAACCACUUUCAACAUAAGAAUUCACAGAACUUCACAAAUCUUAAAAUCCCAUUGGAAACAUUACAGCCAGUGUUCCUGCAGGCACAGUACCAUUUAUGGUUUGAAUUCUGGGGUUUGCAACCAGUUUCGAUGCAAUCCACUUAGUAAUAUAAUUUGCCAUUUUUAUUAGAAAUUUAAUUUCUUCAUAUGGUAUCAUGAAUUGUACAUACUGCAGUGUGAAUUUUUUGUUUUGUUUUUUUUUAAUCUUUUAGUGUUUACUUCCUGCAGUGAAUUUGAAUAAAUGAGAAAAUGCAUUGUCUCUAACUUGAAA
Messenger RNA from Myodes glareolus (Bank vole), 7411 nucleotides. RefSeq names its product nuclear receptor interacting protein 1 (gene Nrip1). Gene Ontology annotation, cellular component: nucleus. Gene Ontology annotation, biological process: positive regulation of transcription by RNA polymerase II; negative regulation of transcription by RNA polymerase II; circadian regulation of gene expression. The record is from RefSeq and is a predicted model, not a curated record. NCBI's taxonomy places the organism in Eukaryota, Metazoa, Chordata, Mammalia, Rodentia, Cricetidae. Gene Ontology annotation, molecular function: nuclear retinoid X receptor binding; transcription coactivator activity; nuclear estrogen receptor binding.